Molecule: messenger RNA, 3012 nt
Organism: Pseudophryne corroboree (corroboree frog)
Lineage: Eukaryota; Metazoa; Chordata; Amphibia; Anura; Myobatrachidae
Gene: NCDN
Product: neurochondrin
Exons: 8
Coding region: 477-2642 (721 amino acids)
Biological process (GO): regulation of neuronal synaptic plasticity; neuron projection development
Cellular component (GO): dendrite
Source: RefSeq, a predicted model, not a curated record
AGUGCUGGCUUGCCCGGAUGGUCGGCCCUCCUCUCUCCUGCCCACCGUGGCGGCGUCAGUUACCAUGACAGCUGUCCCGGAUGUGAGCGGCGGUGGCUGAUUGGCUGUGCGGCGGAAGGUGGUGAUGUGCGGCCGAAGCCUGGAACACGAGUAGCGGGGUAUCUGGGUGUCACGUUCGUGGAGAGGGUGGCGGUAUCGGGAAUCCCCCGGUAUAUAGACACAGACAGUAACUCCUUCCAAUGUGAUUUCUUUGCUCCGUAGAAAUCGUACUGCUGAUACAGUAACAGUACAGCCUUCCGUGGCGUGACGUCGCCACACGCGAUUUUCCGAAUAGCAAUUCAAAUCAGGACGUGUGUGUAUGGUACCAAGUUAUGACUGACUUUGUUAUGGGUCUUUCUAAUCCUAAAUAACCAGUACAAUAUAUUCAGCUAUGAUGCAACACAGCUGCUAAAUCAAGAAAUACUUUACUUUACAUAAUGGCCACAAGAGCAGAGACCGCAACAGAUGAGAGCACCCAGAAUUCCACCUUAGACCGAUGCUUGGAAGUUCUGAAAGCAGCAAAGAGUGAUAGUGAGCAGUUUGCAGCUCUACUGCUGGUCACGAAGUGUGCACGAGCUGGGGAACUGGAUGCUGAAACAAGGCGCAGGAUUUUCAAUGCAGUUGGUUUCACUUUUCCAAACCGCCUCUUGUUUUCAAAGACUACACCUGAAGGGUGUCCAGACCACUUGUUUCGAAGCCUGGGGCUGACUCUGUUAGCUUGUUUCUGCACAGAUCCCUCUCUAGCUGCACAUCCGCAGGUUCUUAAUAAAAUUCCUAUUCUUAAUGAAACUUUGCUUACCUCAUGCACUCCAGACAGCAAAGACUUGAUUGCCAUGGUAGAAGAUGCUUACCAAUGUCUUGUUGGCAUCAUGACAUCCCCACAGGGAGUAAAACACUUGGUGUCUGGUGGCACUGUAUCUUCCUUGUGUCAGGCUUAUUUGAAUCACAAUCAUGGCUGGAAAAAUGCCCUUCCAAUUCUCACCUCUUUGCUCACCUUCUUGCCAGACAAAUGUUGGAAGAAAAGCAACAGAGAAUGUCAGUGCCUCUUGGUUAGACUCAGUGAAGAGUUUAACAAUGAAGAGGACAGCCGUAAAUUCCACCUAGUAGAAAUCCUUCCUAUUUUCCUUCCACCUUCACCAGUUUUGCUUGAAACCUUGUGGGGCACAGACUGCCUUAAACAUCUAUGCAAAGGUUUACUUAAAGUUCUGAGUAAUAAGCUUAGCAUUUCCCAGCGAGAUCCAGCAUUAAAGCUUGGUGCAUGCCUUUCUCACAUUUACGGCUCAUCUUGGAUCAUUGUUGAAGGUAAAGCAGAAAGGGCAAGAUUCUUGUGUUUACUGGUAAACCUGGCUUGUGUGGAGAUCAGGAUGGCACUGGAAGACCCUGAACCACUUGAUUCAAGACAGGCUGUUGCCACAGCAUGUUAUGCCCUGGUUGAGAUGGGUAUUCAGGAGUGUACAAAAGAGGAGGGUCGUCCAAUGCUCAGAGAAGAACAGAAGUUGCAGCUCCUCCAAGUAAUGCAGGAGGCCUGUGGAGCAGUCAUGUUCUACUUGCAGCAGGUGGGAUGGGAGAGGCUGGAAGAUCCCUUUGUCCUUGCCUCAGUCAGAUUGCUUGGAGCAUGGCUAGCAGAAGAGACAUCCUGUCUCAGGCAGGAGGUCAUCCGGCUGCUGCCUUUCCUGACACAUUACAUGCAGACUUGGUAUCAGCGUGGAGUUUCCUGUAGAAACCAACCCAAGGAAGUAUCCGAGGUGGCAGUACUGAGCAGCAAUUGGGGUUCAGUAUGGCCUGCAGAUGCAAUAAGGUUCUUGCUUCCUGCUCUGUGCCAUCUGAGCGCUGAAGAAGCUCCACGCAGAAUACUGAUCUCUGAAGGAGUUCCUGCCCUCCUCACUGAAUACUAUCAGCAGCAAUGGGAGAUCUUCUCAACUGAAGUUUUGCCCAAUGACACAAAAUAUGCAGCAGAAUUGAGUCUGCAGAGUUGCUAUGGGGUCUUCCUCAACCUGGUAGUGACUGAACCAACUCUUGUUGGUCAGGAAAGCUGUUUUCUGACCCUACUGAAGCUUCUCAUGCAGGCUCUUCCUGUGCAGUUACCAAAAGAAGGUCACAUGAUCUUGGUAGCGAACAUUUCCACUCUGGGGCUGAUGAUGAGCCGGUUGCUGGCUUCUACUGCAGGUUUCCAAGAAAGUGGACCACAAGAGUUCUUUUUUGCAGUCAUUCAAUUCCUGAAACGUUCCCAUGUUGCUUCUAGUGACCCUGAUACAGGAAAACAACACAUUGCACUUCAUCAAGGUUAUGCUGAUGUGUGGGCAGAUAUCUCUGAAUUGUGGUUCUUGGGUGUGCAGGCAUUUUCUGCCUGCCUUCCUCUGUUGCCGUGGUUGUCCCCUCUGGUGCUUAAGUCUGGCUGGUUACAAGAUAUAUUGUCUCUCCUGGAUCAAGUUUCCCCAGAUUCUGUUGACUUGGAACUGGUAACGGUGUUACAGGCCCUACUCAUGGAGCUGGCUCACAGCAGUGUCUCCUGCAGAGAGCUCAUCCAGCAACAUGGAGGGGUAGAGAAGGCUAAUCUAUAUGGCAUGGCUGCUCUAGAACAAUGCUUGUCUGAGAUACUGUGAGCUAUUAGUACUUGGUAUAGUAACGUGGUGAAGAUUGCUCUUGGUUGUAAGGAGGAUGAAUUGAAUAAUAUACUGGAAAAGCACUUACAAGGAAUAAAAGCAUUCAUCUGCUACAGAUUUGAUUUUAAAAUGCAGAAAAAACUAUAUCGUAAUUUUCUUCAUUGUAAGCUAGAACAUUGGAUCUAUGUAAGAAGAUGUGUAAAGUGAAUGAUUUCUUUUAUCAGGUGAUUAAAACUAAUUCCUACCAUAUGCUGAUAAUGUACAUUUAUAUAAUAUUUUCUCCUUAAUUGUCCUUGUGUAGGCAUAAUGUUCCGUAUUGCAGCUUGUGCCCUGUAAGCGUGUGAUAUAUUCAAUAAAAACAUGUUUAAAA